Messenger RNA from Aspergillus wentii DTO 134E9, 1582 nucleotides. RefSeq names its product cytochrome P450. Bases 1 to 1551 code for a protein of 516 amino acids. Lineage: Eukaryota; Fungi; Ascomycota; Eurotiomycetes; Eurotiales; Aspergillaceae. The transcript has 3 exons. Gene Ontology annotation, molecular function: iron ion binding; heme binding; monooxygenase activity. The record is from RefSeq and is a predicted model, not a curated record.
AUGACCAUCCAAACGCUCGCCAUCGCCGUGGUCACGGUUGUUUACUUUCUCAUCCGUUAUCUCAAUCGCACCGACAUCCCCAAGAUCAAGGGCAUCCCGGAGAUCCCCGGCGUACCCAUCUUCGGAAACUUGUUACAACUCGGAGACCAGCAUGCAACAGUCGCGGGCAAAUGGGCGAAGAAGUUCGGCCCGGUUUUCCAAGUACGCAUGGGCAACAAGCGCAUUGUGUUCGCCAACAGCUUCGACUCGGUGCGCCAGCUGUGGAUCAAAGACCAGUCAGCGCUGAUCUCUCGCCCCACCUUCCACACCUUUCACAGCGUCGUUUCGACCUCGCAGGGAUUCACCAUCGGCACCUCUCCGUGGGAUGAGUCCUGUAAGCGGCGCCGCAAGGCCGCAGCCACGGCGCUGAAUCGCCCCGCGGUGCAAUCCUAUAUGCCCAUCGUCGAUCUUGAAGCCAACUCCAGCAUCAAGGAAUUGUACAAGAACAGCAAGAAUGGUACCGUGGACAUCAAUCCCACUGUAUAUUUCCAGCGGUUUGCACUCAACACUAGUUUGACCCUUAAUUAUGGGUUCCGCAUUGAGGGUAACGUGGAUGACGAACUCCUUAAUGAAAUCUGCGAUGUUGAGCGUGGAGUGUCAAACUUCCGUAGUACUUCAAACAACUGGCAGGAUUACGUUCCAUUGCUGCGCAUCUUACCCAAGAUGAAUAACGAUGCACAGAAGUUCCGGGCCCGACGUGACAAGUACUUGACCUUCCUACUGGAUAUGCUGAAGGAUCGCAUCUCCAAGGGUACCGACAAGCCCUGCAUCACUGGAAACAUUCUGAAAGACCCCGAAGCUAAGCUGAAUGACGAUGAGAUUAAAUCGAUCUGCUUGACCAUGGUAUCUGCUGGUCUUGAUACCGUUCCGGGUAAUUUGAUCAUGGGAAUCGCUUAUCUCGCCUCCGAGGAUGGUCAACGGAUCCAGAAGAAGGCAUAUGAGGAGAUCAUGGAGGUUUACCCUAAUGGGGAGGCUUGGGAGAAAUGCCUGGUCGAGGAAAAGGUGCCUUACGUGACCGCCUUGGUCAAGGAGAUCUUGCGAUUCUGGACCGUGAUCCCUAUCUGCCUGCCCCGAGAGAGCACCAAGGAGAUUGAAUGGAAUGGUGCGAAGAUCCCGGCUGGUACAACAUUCUUUAUGAAUGCCUGGGCUGCCGACUAUGACGAGGACCAUUUCAAGCAGGCGGAUAAAUUUAUCCCUGAGCGCUACCUUGAGCUCAACGAGGGCUCUGGAACCCCUCAUUAUGGUUAUGGAGCGGGAUCUCGAAUGUGUGCUGGCUCCCAUCUCGCAAACCGGGAGCUGUAUACCGCAUUCAUCCGUCUGAUUACCGCGUUCACAAUGCACCCAUCCAAGAAGCAGGAGGACCGACCGAUCCUGAAUGCAAUUGAGUGUAAUGCUAUUCCUACAGCGCUCACCACCGAUCCGAAGCCGUUCAAGGUGGGGUUUACCGCCCGGGAUCCUGAGAUGCUGGCGCAGUGGAUUGCGGAGAGUGACGAGAGAACCAAGGACUUGUGAGAAAUGUCUCUAUCAACGGCGCAAGAACGAG